Argiope bruennichi is the source of this 871-nucleotide messenger RNA. It is a transcript of the gene Alg13, whose product is annotated as UDP-N-acetylglucosamine transferase subunit ALG13 homolog. The transcript has 2 exons. Gene Ontology annotation, biological process: dolichol-linked oligosaccharide biosynthetic process. The record is from RefSeq and is a predicted model, not a curated record. Lineage: Eukaryota; Metazoa; Arthropoda; Arachnida; Araneae; Araneidae. Gene Ontology annotation, molecular function: hexosyltransferase activity. Bases 182 to 670 code for a protein of 162 amino acids.
AAGUGCGCUUGUUAUUUGUUUACACAUGUAUUUUUAAAACUGCCGAAUAAGCUGCAUAGAUUAAGAUCAAAUAUUUCUCCAAAUCUAGAGUUCUUUAAAGUGUUAUUUAAGCAUAUGCGGUAAUAUUUAAUGGGGUUCUGUUUUCUUAACUGAAUUUGCUAUUCUAUUUAUUUGUUUCACUAUGUCUGUCUUUGUGACAGUCGGUUCAACUUCUUUUGAUGACCUCAUUCAGACAGUCUCUUCACCAGAAGUCCUCCAACUUCUUGCUGAUGAGGGUUUCAGAAAAGUAGUCCUGCAGAUUGGGAAGGGAAAUCUGCUGCCUGAAAAAAGUGAUAUCAUUGAAGUCGAAUGGUUUCGAUACAAGGACAGCAUAUCUCAGGACAUCCGAGAUUCUUCAUUUGUGAUUGGACAUGCAGGUGCAGGAACAAUUUUAGAAUCGCUGAUUGAACAUAAACCUUUCAUUGCAGUUCUUAAUGAGAAGUUGAUGGACAAUCAUCAGACUGAACUUGCUGAACAAAUGGCCAAAGAAGGAUAUUUAGCAUAUUGUUCUUGUUCAAAUCUAUUAGAAACUCUGAAGGAAUGUUUGCAUUCCAAAUCUUUUACACCUUUUAUAUCAGAACCGAAUAUGUUUCCUGCAUUUUUAGAAGAAUUCAUGGGUUUCAGCACAUGAUGGCUUUCAUUAAAAAAAAUGAUAAUAUUUAGAUUUUUGUUAGUGAAUUUAUUUAAAGUGGAAAUCAUUUGUUGUUAAUUUGAUAAUUUUAUUUUCUGCAUCUGGCACCAUUUAUCAAAUAAAUAUUUAAUUUUUGUCCCUAAUUAAAUUUGUGUAUUAUUUUAUGUUAAUAAAGAUAUUAUUAAAUUAAUUUUAUUCCAA